This is a messenger RNA of Tilletiopsis washingtonensis, 2271 nucleotides long. RefSeq lists its product as hypothetical. Lineage: Eukaryota; Fungi; Basidiomycota; Exobasidiomycetes; Entylomatales. Gene Ontology annotation, biological process: protein ubiquitination; ubiquitin-dependent protein catabolic process. Gene Ontology annotation, molecular function: ubiquitin protein ligase activity. The transcript is spliced from 4 exons. The coding region runs from base 1 to 2271 and encodes 756 amino acids. The record is from RefSeq and is a predicted model, not a curated record.
AUGUCCUUCCUCGCACGCGAGCCGCCGCGGCCGCCGAUCCCCACGCGCCCGCCCGAGGCGCCGCCGCUGCUGGCCGCCGGGCGCGGCGCGGGCGGCGAGCCGCCGAGCCUCGGCUCGCUGGCCUUCUUCAGCUCGCACUACGCCGUCGUGCUGCUCGUGCUCGCCGUGCUGCUGAACCGCAUCCAGCACCUCUGCCGCCCGCGCCAGGCGCGCCCGCUCUCGCCGCUCGUCAAGCUGGCCUUCCGCCUGCCGUCGCUGGCGCUGCUCUCGCACACGCUGCUCAGCCUCGCGCACCAGACGGCGGCGCAGUGGCAGUGGGCGCGCGCCGCCCACCUGGCACCGCCACGCCUCAGCAUCGACGAGCUGCUCUGGCGCAUCUUCAUGGCGUCGUGCAUCAGCGUGCUGUUCUCGACGCUCAUCGCCGCGCUCGAGGGCGUGCGCCCCGGCGAGCGUGCCGACGGCCGGGCGCCGGGCAUGCACGGCGCGCAGUACAACAACCCGUUCGGCAUCGUGUGCUACGCCAUGCUCUGCCACCUCUACUCCGUCGGCGGCCUGACGCCCGACAAGCACGCGUGGCUCAGCUUCCUGCUCGACAUGGGCGAGCUGUACUGCCUCGAGCUCUUCAGCCUGCGCCGUGCGCCCGUGCCGCGCCUGCCCGUCUCGACGUUCUUCGGCCUCGCCGCCACGGCGCACUACGCCCUCGCGCACUUCAGCGGCCGCUCGCUGCCCUUUGUGCAGAGCCGUGCGCUCGACAUUGGCCUCAUUCUCAUUGUGCUGCUCACCAUCUUCCUGCACGGCCUGACCAUGCUCGUCACCGAGGGCUCGAUCGACACCUCGCGCCUGGUCUUCACGCGCGCCAACCUGCCGGCGAUGGGCGACGACUACUCGACGGCGCUGUUCAAGCUCGGCACGGCGUGUCUCGAGUCCACGCGCCUCUCGGGCCUCUCCAACGAGCUGGGCGGCGUGCCGACGCCGCUCGGCACCUGGCUCGAGCUCUCGGCGUCGGGCGGUGCGACGGUGCACUCCGCCCGCGCGCUCACCGCCGCUGGCGACACGAAGCUCUCGGCGUAUGCGCCCGGCGGGCUGCAGCGUGAGGUGCGCACAGUGCGCAUGGGCCACGACACGCGCCCUCGCACUGCCCUCAGCAUUCUCGCCAGCGGCAUCUACCUCUCCGAGCUGGCGCGCUUCACCGAGACGGGGCUGCGCAUCAUGCUGAACCUGCUGCGCAUGCUCGUCGAUGCUCUGCCGCUGCCGGCGCUGCGCGUGCCGCUGCCAGCGAGGAUGCGCGGCUGGCCGCGCCGGGUCCGCCUGCUGUGGCACGGCACAAACGGCGAGGCGCGCCGCGCCAUCCGCGCGCAGGAGAAGGCUGCCGCCAAGACGACGCAGCAGCUCAUCGAACGCGUGGGUGGCAGCCUCGACGCUCUGCAGGGUCUCGAACGCGAGCGCGUCGAGCGCGACUGGGAACGCCUGGGCGGCGAGGUCAGCCGCUACGCGGCCAAGGGCGACCGCACGGGCGUGGCGCGCUGCCUCGACCGUGCGAGGACACUGUCGCGCCACGUCGCCGAGCUGCUGGAGGAGCAGCAGGCGCAAGAGGCGAGCGACGGAGAGUGGCGCGCCAGUGCGGCCGAGGAGAGCGAGACGGAGAGCGAGAGCGGCGCCGAGGACGUGCCUGCUGAACGCGGCCGGAGAGUCGUCCGCGGCGGCUCGCUGGCGGGCCUGCAGCUGGCACUGGGCGCAAAGGGCGAAGACCGGAGCCGCUGGCCUGCAGCGCCCGGCCCUGCCGACGAGGACGAAGAGACGGACGCAGCGACACUACUGCAGCUCGCGCGGCUCGACUUCGACGACGACGAGGACGACGGCUCCUGGGCCGCCGACGGCAUCAGCUCGCGCGUGCCCUUCGCUCAGGUCCUCAUGGCGCACCUCAGCCGGCCAAGCUCCUCGGGCCCCCUGACGCGCGCCCGCCUCGCGCAGCUCGUGCCCGGCACGUCGCUGCCCGUCGUGCUGGCGCAGCGCCGCUCGAGCGGCACGGCCGCCGUGGCGCCGCCGCGCAGCAGCAGCGAGGAGCGCGAGCGGCGGCGCACGUGCGUCAUCUGCCUGGCCGAGGAGCGCAGCAUCAUCUGCUGGCCGUGCCGCUGCCUGGCGCUGUGCGAUGCGUGCCGCGACGCGAUGGCCUCGCGGCCGCAGCGCGGCGACGCGGCAGGCGAGGGCGCACACGCCUGUCCAACGUGCCGUGCGCCCGUCGCCGCCUACUCGCGUGUCUUCUAUCCGUAG